CUCUGCGGGAAUGUGGACUGGAGUGGUCCCGCUGCGGGUCCGGGGUGCAGCAAGCCACAGGGCCGAUCCGUAGCGCCAUGGCCUGCAUCCUCAAGAAGAAGUCUGUGGUUGUGGCGAGCUUCACAGCGCUGUGCCUCUUGGUGCUGGCCAUGCGCCUCGUCAAUGACAUGAAUUUCCCUUUGCUACUGAGCUGCUUUGGACAACCCGAAACAAAAUGGAUCCCACUGCCUUACACAUUCAGGCAGCCUCUUCGGAUUCACUAUGGAUACAUCAAUGUGAGGACCCAAGAGCCUUUGCAGCUCGACUGUGACCACUGCGCCAUAGUGUCUAAUUCAGGUCAGAUGGUGGGCCAGAAGGUGGGCGAGGAGAUAGACCACUCUUCCUGCAUUUGGAGAAUGAACAACGCCCCCACCAAGGGCUUUGAGGAAGACGUCGGCCACGUGACGAUGGUUCGCGUCGUAUCGCACACCAGCGUUCCUCUUUUGCUAAAAAACCCUGACUAUUUUUUCAAGGAGGCAAGUGCCACCAUUUAUGUUAUCUGGGGCCCUUUCCGCAACAUGAGAAAGGACGGGAACGGCAUUGUGUACAACAUGCUGAAAAAGACAGUUGAUAAUUAUCCGAACGCACAGAUUUAUGUGACCACGGAGCAGCGGAUGAGUUACUGUGAUGGCGUCUUCAAGGAGGAAACUGGGAAAGACAGGGUCCAGUCCGGCUCCUAUCUCAGCACGGGCUGGUUUACCUUUAUCCUGGCCAUGGACGCCUGUUACAGUAUCCACGUCUACGGGAUGAUAAAUGACACCUAUUGCAAGACAGAAGGGUAUAGGAAAGUCCCCUACCAUUACUAUGAGCAAGGGAAAGAUGAGUGUAACGAGUAUCUUCUCCACGAACACGCCCCCCACGGGGGACACCGCUUCAUCACCGAGAAGAGAGUGUUUGCCAAGUGGGCCGAGAAGCACAGAAUAAUCUUCACACACCCAAACUGGACCGUGUCCUGAUGUUGUCUCCCCUGAUCGUGGCACUGCGGCUCUGAAGAUGACAGCGCGGGCAAGGUUGUUCAUGACUGUCAGGGUCCUGACCACUCUCUGAUGGGGACGGUGACUCUGCUAGCAAUCCGGACUCGGCGUUCUGUGGGAGGGGCUCCCGUUCAUUCUGUUCUCUCUGGUGGGUCAGCCCUACGUACUGCACUUUAUGACUUACCUGUCAAAGGCCAAUGACGUGGCAGCUGUGAGUACAGAAAACAGGAAGAUCGUCUUUCAAGCUACCUGCUCAGAAUUCCUGACAGAGGCGUUGGAAGAGACGGAUGUGACCUUCUCAGGCAAGGUCACUCAGUGUGUGGGCAGCUCCACCAUCUUGGAAAAAUGGCUGACUGCCAAACACUGUCCCAAGAAAUUCUAUCAGGGUAUAGAUAUCUUGCCACAGUCAGCCUGAGAGAGGGUAGGCAUCUCUCUUUGAUGCCGUCUUCCUUCCAUAUGUCUCCCAGCUAAAGCCUCAGGCCACCUACCUGAUUAAAUGUAGCAAUGAAGGUGUUGCGUAAUUCCUGCCCCUCGGGAUUACUGGACUAUCUCAGACACUUGACUCAAAAGGUAUCAAGUAGCAGGUAUUGACAAACUUCCACUUUGUCGGCUGUGCUCUUCCUACUCAAAGCAGCGUGACUAAACAUAUUAGACCGAUUACCUACAUUAAUGUUUAGUUAUUUUUGCUCGAGUACUAAAUAUUAACGUGCUAGCUGUACAGCUGCAGCACUGUAGAAACACAUACUGUGAAAACAUUUCUGAAACAUAACCAAAGGGUUUCCUCGCUCUGCUUCCACACCCAAUUCUGCAAAAACGAUGUGCUUCGUGACAUCGUGAGACAGGGAGAGCAGACCAUAUUUUUGCAUUAAUUUGUAUCCUACCAUAUUCAUAAUAUAUAUUUUUAAAUUCAAAUUUCUAUUUUAUAAUCCCAAGGCGUGUCUCUUCAUAUACAUUAUCAAUGCCAAGUGCCAAAUGUUAGACAUGAAAGGUUCUUUUAUAUCAUUAAAUCCAACCGGAGCUCUUGCCUUUAUGAGGCUGAUCGUCUCCCCCCCCCCCCCCACCACCACCACCACCACCACGUAUCAGGUGUUCUGCUAUGACAGUAAAACGGUGAUAAGCCUAAUUCCCAGAGUGCUUUGUCAAUUCCAGUCCCGUCACAUAUUUCUGCCAUGUGACACCCGUGACCACCUCGCCGGGCUGUGGCCUGCAUAUUCUGCCAUCUCCAGCAGCUGAUCCACAUUGUGUCAGCUGGGUCCGUGCGUCCCAGGUUGCUCUACUGUAGAAUAUCUAUAUAGAAUAGCAUUUCUGUAAAUGAUUGAGUUCUCUACCAAAUAUAGCAUAGCAUACCAAGAUUAAGAGAAAGGACCACAAGGAUGGUUGUGUCCUAGAUCAGUAGCCCUAUAAGCUUAGAUAGUUUUGAUUUCUUUUUGUCAGUGGCUUUGUUCAGGUGGUGAGUAAAUGGGGGCUCAGGAACAUCAGAAGCAGAAAGUGGUUUCCCAUCCCAGGCCUGACACAGCUUCACUCUCCGUACACUUGGUGCUCCUUAAGUAUCAGAGGUAUCUCAGACUCUUCUAAGCAUCCAUGAAUAUCUUGGCACAAUGAUUCACAAGCCAAAAGCCUGGCUGAACUUCAUGUAUUCGAAGCUGGAAAUAAGAAUCCACCUCAUCUGCUGCACUGUGGCAGAUCUUUCCUAGGAAUAAGGGUCGUACUCAGUCACUAAGCUCCUGUCCUCCUCUGCCCAUUUGAUACCCCACACCCACACCUGUAAGUGUUCCCCGGCCCCACCUUUACUGCUGGAGAGAGACUGGUUCUUCUUUUGUUGUUGGCUUAUGUGAGUUUUUGCAGUUUUGUGAAUGUUAGUUUUUUAGAGUGGAUUGAAAUGCCCACUUACAGGAAAAUAAAUAAUACCCCUGGUAAAAUUCUAA
Messenger RNA from Microtus oregoni (creeping vole), 2938 nucleotides. It is a transcript of the gene St6galnac3, whose product is annotated as ST6 N-acetylgalactosaminide alpha-2,6-sialyltransferase 3. Gene Ontology annotation, biological process: oligosaccharide metabolic process; ganglioside biosynthetic process. The transcript has 5 exons. Gene Ontology annotation, molecular function: alpha-N-acetylgalactosaminide alpha-2,6-sialyltransferase activity. Bases 78 to 995 code for a protein of 305 amino acids. Lineage: Eukaryota; Metazoa; Chordata; Mammalia; Rodentia; Cricetidae. The record is from RefSeq and is a predicted model, not a curated record.